AUGGUUUGCACCCACACUGCGUGAUGUCUUUGUUCCACUGUUGCCCCUUGGUUCCUCAUCCCUUUCCUGUGCCAAAAUGCCUGCCUAUGGCCAACUCUUUCUUACUCUAGGAAAGGGAUCACACAUAACAUCUCUCUAAAUCCCUAGGGCCCUAGCUAGAGAGAGACUGAUAGCAGCUCUUGUCUCCUCCUGCAUCUCUUUAUAAAAAGGACAGGCCCGUCUCCACACUGUCCAUGAUCACCCUGGGCCCUUGUAAAUUGCCCCUCCAACUGCAGAUCUCCUCUCCAUCUCCCUGCAGCUUAUAUGCAUCUAUUCCUGAUCUCUUCCCUCUUCCCCCAGUGCUUGCUAUCUCCCUAGCUAGCUAGAUCUCUCUCUCUAGCUCUCUCUUCUCACAUGUCUACCAUCUACAUGAGCCAACUGUCUACUCUUCCUCUAAUGGAGGGAGAGAAAGAUCAGGGGCUCUUUCCGGCCUUCGAUGUCAUGAAGGACCCACCUAUCUUGUUCCCGUUCAUGAUCAACAACCCCGUGGAUCAGCUCCAAGGGCAAAGUAGCUAUGGAGAUCAACGCUUGAGGCAUCAAGUUUUGGCUGAAUCUACUCAUCAACAGUUCACCGAUCGCAUGAUGAUGAGCGGAUCAGACGUCUUCCCUAGGCCAUCACCAUUCCGGCCGACUAUUCAAAGUAUUGAUGGUGACAUGAUCCAGCGGUCCGCAUAUGAUCCAUACGAUAUCGAGAACAAACGUGCUGAUGGAUCGAUCAGUGGCUGGGCAGUGGCACCGCCAGCGAAGAUGAAGAUCAUGAGGAAGGCGACGAGUGAGUAUCCCGAGGGAGGGGCAGCGAGAAAGCCAAGGAGAAGAGCACAAGCACACCAAGAUGAGAGCCAGCAACUGCAACAGCAGGCUAUGGGUGUCGUUAGAGUGUGCUCCGACUGCAACACCACCAAGACCCCCUUGUGGAGGAGUGGUCCUCGUGGCCCCAAGUCUCUUUGCAACGCAUGCGGCAUAAGGCAAAGGAAGGCGCGUCGGGCGAUGGCGGCUGCUGCCGCGGCAGCUGCUGCCAGCAACGGAGGCGCUCCACAAGUGGCCAGUGUCGCCUCACAGGCAAAGCCGGCCAAGAAGGAGAAGAGAGCGGAUGUCGACCAGUCGCUGCCGUUCAAGAAACGGUGCAAGAUGGUUGCCGUAGAUCACGCUGUCACGGCUGCCAAGGCGACGCCGACAGUCGCUGCUCCGACCAAGCAGGAUCAGGAUCACGUCUCCAGUGACAAGGUUGCUGCUGCUGCGACAGCGGUGAGUCUGCAGAGCAAGGUCGCCACUCCUGAUCCGCCGGCGAUGUCGAUCCACGCCUUCCCCGCCGACGAGAUUACAGACGCCGCCAUGCUGCUCAUGACACUGUCCUGUGGGCUCGUCCGCAGCUAGCUAGCGAGCUAUAGCUUCUACUAGCAGCUGAGAGAUCACCAGUAGACACUGAUGAGUUCGACACUACCCCUAUCAUAUAUAUUGCUUGUGUUUCCUUGUUUGAUUUUGUGUUGAGGAAGAGCAAGAAGAUCACCAGGAGAGAUAGAGUGAUCACAUGCCAAGGCAAAAUAAUAAUAAGCGAAAAACUCUGGCUAGCCAGUGAUUAGUACCAGGAUUUGCUCUAAGAGUGAGUUUUUUAAUUAAUUUUACCUUUUUUCCCA
Messenger RNA from Panicum hallii, 1673 nucleotides. RefSeq names its product putative GATA transcription factor 22. Gene Ontology annotation, molecular function: zinc ion binding; sequence-specific DNA binding. Gene Ontology annotation, biological process: regulation of DNA-templated transcription. Bases 394 to 1413 code for a protein of 339 amino acids. The record is from RefSeq and is a predicted model, not a curated record. The transcript is spliced from 3 exons. NCBI's taxonomy places the organism in Eukaryota, Viridiplantae, Streptophyta, Magnoliopsida, Poales, Poaceae.